UUAAUAAACCCAGCAAUUUUGAGAGCUAGAACACUGCUUACAGCAAGAUGGCUGAGACUGAAGCCGAAACAAUACAGGCAAAAAUGCAGAAGCUUUUAGCAGAGGCUAGCAAGAAAUCCCCAGAAGAGCUAGUGUUCAACUAUAAAGGGGUCCUGUACCCCAGAUUCAUGUGCAGUAAUGAGAGCUUUCAAGCCUUGGAAUCUUUGGAAGCCAGAGAGGAUGAUGUGAUGGUUGUGACAUAUCCCAAAUGUGGAACUCAUUGGGCAAUCAAGGUAAUUCAUGAAUUGCUAUAUUCGUUGCAAAACAAGGACGUGCCAAUUGAUCAAGCAAUAAUUGAAUUUCUAAACCCAGAGAAAGUUGAGCAUUUGAAAGGAAAACCAUCUCCAAGACUCUUUGCAACACAUAUGUAUCCUGAUGACCUGCCUAAAUCCUUUUUUGAAAAGAAAGUGAAGAUGCUACUAAUUUUCCGUAAUCCAAAAGAUACAGCAGUGUCAUAUUACCAUUUUUCCAACAAAAAUCCUGUCCUUCCUUCAUUUGACUCUUGGGAAUUGUUUUUCGAAGCAUAUAUGGAAGGAAAAGUGUGUUUUGGAUCAUAUUUUGAAUAUGCUCUUGACUGGAAUAAACACAUAGAUAAAGAAAAUAUUAUGGUGGUCACAUUUGAAGAUCUGAAAGAGGAUUUUAAAUCAGAACUUCUGAAAAUAUCUGAUUUCCUAGGACUGUCAUUGACAGAAGAACAAGUUGCUUUGGUUGAAAGUAAAACCACAUUUAAAUCAAUGAAAGAAAAUUCUUCCAAUACACAUGGUAAACUUGGAGAUGUUUUCUUUCGAAAAGGAGAAAUAGCGGACUGGAAAAACUAUUUCACUGAAGAGCAGAGCAAAGAAUUAGAUGCCAAGUUUGAAGAGACGCUCGCAGGAACAAAACUGGGAGAGAAGAUGAAUUACAAUAAAUACUGUACUUUUUAGAAUGUAAAAAAGUAGUAUGGCAACCUAUUGCUUAGAGUUUUAAUGAAGAACUGCAAUAUGGUAGUUUUCCAUUUCAUAUAUUUGCUUUUCACUCACUUUUUAUAUGACCAAUAAAUCAAUUAUUCUAA
Molecule: messenger RNA, 1090 nt
Organism: Pelobates fuscus (common spadefoot toad)
Lineage: Eukaryota; Metazoa; Chordata; Amphibia; Anura; Pelobatidae
Product: sulfotransferase 6B1-like
Exons: 7
Coding region: 48-962 (304 amino acids)
Biological process (GO): sulfation
Cellular component (GO): cytoplasm
Molecular function (GO): sulfotransferase activity
Source: RefSeq, a predicted model, not a curated record